AUGGAUAAGGGCAUGGAGAUAGAUGAUAUUUUACAAGAAUUUGAGGAAAAGUCUAAGGAGCAGAAUAUUAGAUCAUCCAAGUUUCAAGAUGACAAUAUAUAUAAUAGCUUAAUCGCGGCAAUGUUGAAUGAAAGGAUGUCUCCAGAAAUUUUACCGUAUCAAAAAGACUUGAUGAGGAAAGUAUUGGAGCACUUAUCUAAUCAACAGCAGUAUCUAUUAGACUCCCAUGAAUAUGGAGAUUUGAAUCUAGAGUCGGGGAUUGUUUCGGGAGACUUUAAGCUUCAAUUAAUGAUAAUGGAAACAGACAUUGAACGGGUUAAUUAUCUUGUAAGAUUGUACCUUAGAACGAGACUAUCGAAAUUAGAUAAAUUUACGCUUCAUUAUAUAAACGAAACCUCGAAAGAGUCUAGUCCACUUUUAUCUGAAGAAGAAAAGGACUAUAUGCAUAAACACUUCAAAAUUCUUACAGAGCUUUACAAUAAUUGUUUCCUCAAGAAAAUGCCGGAGUAUUUAACCUACUUGGAUGAUACAAGUGGAGGAAAAUCUAUGAUUUCAAUACCAGAUCUCAAUGUACCUGUAUUUAUAAAAUCUGUUUCAAAAGAACCCAUAAUAAUACAUAGUAAUGAUGAUAAUGACGAUGACCUUGAGAUUGUGUUGAAUGGAAUCUACGUGGUCAAGUACAGCUUGGUGAAAAAAUAUAUAGAACUAGGUGACAUAGUUCUAAUAUAG
Priceomyces carsonii is the source of this 729-nucleotide messenger RNA. It is a transcript of the gene SLD5, whose product is annotated as DNA replication protein. NCBI's taxonomy places the organism in Eukaryota, Fungi, Ascomycota, Pichiomycetes, Serinales, Debaryomycetaceae. Bases 1 to 729 code for a protein of 242 amino acids. Gene Ontology annotation, cellular component: GINS complex. Gene Ontology annotation, biological process: DNA-templated DNA replication; double-strand break repair via break-induced replication. The transcript has a single exon. The record is from RefSeq and is a predicted model, not a curated record.